AAGACCAAAGCAAGAGUCACAGACUCUUCGUCUUCUACCUUCCCUCUUUUUUCAUUUUAUUCUCCACCAAAACCAAAGUAUUAUUCUUCUCACUUUCCACAAACUUUUCCAGUGAAUUUUAUUUUUUCAACAAUGGCAGCUCCAAUCACACUUUUCUUUUUCCUUUUCUUAGUCUUCUCUAUUUCAAUCUCUGCACUUAACGUUGGUGUUCAGCUUACACAUCCCACCAUUUCCCUGAGCAAAGAAUGUAGCCGGAAAUGUGAAUCGGAGUUUUGUUCAGUGCCACCACUUUUGAGGUAUGGGAAGUACUGUGGACUAUUGUAUAGUGGAUGUUUUGGAGAGAGACCAUGUGAUGGUCUUGAUUCGUGUUGCAUGAAGCAUGAUGCUUGUGUUCAAUCGAAAAAUAAUGAUUAUCUAAGCCAAGAGUGUAGUCAGAAACUCUUGAAUUGUAUGAACAAUUUUAGCAAGACUAAGCAACCGACGUUCAAUGGUAACAAAUGUGACAGCGAUGAUGUCAUUGAUGUCAUCUCUAUUGUCAUGAAGGCUGCUCUAAUCGCUGGCAGAGUAUUGCAGAAACCCUAAAUAUAAUUUUCAUAAAAAUAUUUUGUGUUAUUUGUUUUCUUUUUACCUUUAGGAUAUUUGUUUUCAUUUAUCUAUUUAUGCAAAACAAAUGAAUAUCAAUUGACAGUUCUUUCGAUCAUUUUUUAUGAUUUUGUUUUCAAAAAUAUUUGUUAAAAGUUUUUCAUUAAUUACUGAUAUAUUUUUAAUGAUUGAUUGAUGUUUUAACUUAAACAUUCCCAAGGAUUAUGUAAUUCUGAGAAAGUA
Molecule: messenger RNA, 825 nt
Organism: Thlaspi arvense
Lineage: Eukaryota; Viridiplantae; Streptophyta; Magnoliopsida; Brassicales; Brassicaceae
Source: the annotation of a GenBank genome assembly